Malania oleifera is the source of this 1766-nucleotide messenger RNA. Its product is annotated as SWR1 complex subunit 2. Gene Ontology annotation, molecular function: ATP-dependent H2AZ histone chaperone activity. The transcript is spliced from 12 exons. Gene Ontology annotation, biological process: regulation of DNA-templated transcription; chromatin remodeling. The coding region runs from base 346 to 1431 and encodes 361 amino acids. The record is from RefSeq and is a predicted model, not a curated record. Gene Ontology annotation, cellular component: nucleus. Lineage: Eukaryota; Viridiplantae; Streptophyta; Magnoliopsida; Santalales; Ximeniaceae.
GGAUACGAAUUGUAAUAUUCUCAUCCGAUACAAAUUAUCCUACCGAUACCUCAAAGCCGAAUUUCUCUCUCUCACUAUCUGUCUCCUCUCUUGCAUCACGCUCUCCAAUCUUCAAGCCCAUCCUCGCGAGCGAGAACCUCCGCAGCUUCCGGCGUCGACGGUGGCCACAGAUCCCACCGGCAAGUUCGUUCCACGUACAUACUAUCUCUAGGGUAUUUCUUUUGUGACAGUCUUACAGAGAGGACAAGGAUAUCACCAAAUAAGCCUUUUGUCGUUGCUCUCCAAUUCUCUCCAAUUUUGAAGUAAAGAGUGCUAGCUGUGGAGGCAGCUUGAAGCAAGAUUGACAUGAUGGAGACUUGCAAAAAAGAGGACCCUGUUUUUCUCGAGCGCGGUUCUCGAGCAACUAGAGGGAAAAGGAUGACCAAGUUGCUCAAUGAUGAAGUAGAAGAAGAUGAGCUGUUUUGGAAUCAGGAUGCUCUUAAAGAGGAAGAGAAUGAUGAAAUUUACGAGGAAGAAGCAGAGGCUGCCGAUGAGUUCGAUAGUGACUUUGAUGAAGAUGAACCUGAGACAGAUGAAGAAGUAGAAAAUGAUGUGGAUGACAGGAUAAAGACGAAGAAACGAUUAAUAUUUCCAGGAAAAUCUGUGACAAAGAAGGAGAAGAAAAAGAAGGUGCUUUCAAAAUUAGAAACAGAACCCCAGGAUGAAAGAACUUCUGAACAGGGUACCCUUCCUGAGCAUCAAAAUGUUCCUGAUGAUUUAGAAGGUGAGAGAAUUGUGAGGAAAUCUACAAGGACUUCUGUCAUUGUUCGGCAAGCUGAAAGAGAUGCAAUACGUGCAGCUUUGCAGGCAACAAUGAAGCCAAUAAAAAGGAAGAAGGAAGGUGAGGAGAAGAGGAUGACCCAAGAAGAGAUGCUUUUGGAAGCAGCUCAAACAGAAAUAAUAAACUUGAGGAAUUUAGAGCGUGUGUUAGCAAGAGAGGAAGAAGUUAAGAAAAGAGCAAUUGUGCACAAAGCAGUCUACAGUGGUCCGCAGACACGAUAUUUUUCAAAAAAUGGUAAGCUUGGUUACUCGUAUAUUGAAUUCAGUAAAGGGCUGUCAUUUCAGUCACAGAUUAGUACGACAUCCUCUCCUUAUCCAGGGAAAGCUUUGUGUGCAGUUACUGGAUUGCCUGCCAAGUAUCGUGAUCCAAAGACUGGGCUACCUUAUGCAACAAAAGAAGCUUUUAGAAUUAUUCGGGAGCGUUCUUUGAAUGAAAAUAGAAGGGUUGAACGGGAAAAAGACAUGGGGAUUCUAUUUGAUUCAAUCUCUGGGCAAGGAUUUUUGUCUAGGCGGAAGAGAUCUGUAAUUACUAAUAGAACCGAAGCACCACAUACCCAAUUCUUUGCCCGGUUCCGCAGAACUCCAGCUCUAGAAGAUGAAGAUUCAGACUAAAUGCCAUGGCUGGGUAAUCCUGGUUUCCUUUGAUAUCUUCUACGGUGUUUCUGUAUUUACACUAGGAAUGUCUGGUUGGGUUGGUUUGAAACUUCAGAGGUGGAGAAUGGGCUUGUGGCUUAUCUCCUGACCUCUGCGAGUAACUCUUGUUGGGGAGAUGGGGGGUGUAAAGGAAUAUAGGAGCUAGCAUUACUGGCUAGCCUGACAUUUUAACUUAAAAUAUUUCAGAAUAUAGGAUCUCUUAACUACAACAUUUUGUAGGUUUUUUGAAUGUCUGAACGAGGGACAUGACACGUGUACGUGCUUUGGUUUGGUAUACCUUCUUGAUUUGCUCA